Messenger RNA from Drechmeria coniospora, 1089 nucleotides. RefSeq lists its product as uncharacterized. The transcript is spliced from 2 exons. The record is from RefSeq and is a predicted model, not a curated record. Bases 1 to 1089 code for a protein of 362 amino acids. Lineage: Eukaryota; Fungi; Ascomycota; Sordariomycetes; Hypocreales; Ophiocordycipitaceae.
AUGGAGGAGCAAGGAUCUGAACCGCCCCCUUAUCCGGAGCCGCCCCCCUACCCCGGCUCGACACAGGCCGACGAGGCAGAAGACCUCGGGACGCAGACGCUCUACAUCCUCCACCGCUUCAUCCGCGUUGGCAGCCCCCAAGGACCGGCUCUGUACGAACUCUCCCACCACAUCGACUUCCUGACCGAGUCCGAACACAAGGUUGUCAUGGAAAGGAUACAGUACGGUCAUCGAACAGGUGUCCCGCGUGCCCACCCGCUGAAACGGCCCAUGUUCGAGCUCCACCAUCACAAGGCGUGGGAGUUUCCCAUGUUCCCCUACCAAGCCGAGGCCCAGUCGCGCACCGCACCGCCGCCGAUGGGCAUAGACAGAGCCGGCCACCGGUUUAUGGGAAGUCAGAACUAUCAGAUAUACCGGGGGCGGUGGGGGUCGGAUAAGCGGCUCUACAAGACCGACCAGCUUGUCUUCGAGGUCGGGCCGUCCAAAGAGAGUAGACGGCGAGGCGGCUCCAGUGACGGCUCCGGUGCUGUCUGGGAAUGGACCGAUCGGAGUGGCGUGCUGCUGGCGAGGGAGCUGGUGCAAGAUGGCAUUAUGCGCUUGGAGUGGGCGGUCGAUGUGCCCGCACAGCAGCGAGAUGCUCUUGCUGCUGCCUGGGUGCUGCGCAUCUGGAUGGUCGAGCAUGCUGCACCGAGAGAGGGGCUCAGGAACAGAGGUAUGUUUGCGCCAGUGACGGUUGAGAGAGAGGGGGGGAGAGGAGAGAUUGAGAAACGGAUGCUGAUGAAUGUGACAUUCUCUAGCACGUCGGGUCAUGAGCCGCCACAAUCGAGAUACACAACUGAUGGCCUCAGCCUUCAAUUCCGGCAUGCUGGGCAGUGCGGUCUAGCUCGCUUCAGAACCUCCCUGUUUACAAACGCAUUUGUCCAGGAAUGCUGGCGAGUCCCGCAGACUUCGAACGAGAACGGUUCCUCAUGCCGCUGCCUGGUCUACUCAAAGUUUCGAUUCAACACUGCUCCUCCUCGGCCGAGUCGCCAGUUCGCGAAUGCAACCGGUCCAUCCAUCAACUCCGUUCGGAGGAACGAAAUCGACUAG